CUGGACAAAACGUAUCACGUGGUGCUCAAAAUGCGUGACGGUGUGGGCUCCGUGUACGUUGACGGGACUCCCCUUUGGAAUAUGAGUCUGAGAAAUUCGUUCAAUGAAGGGCUGGACGCGGUCUCACACUUUUACUUUGGCGCGUACGAUGAGCAGUUGAGCAGCGGAAAAAUCCAUGCGACGGUGGCGAACGUCUUUCUGUACAACCGCCCGUUGAAUGAAACUGAGAUUGGCGCCCUCAACGCGAAUAAAGUCACCAUUCCACCUCCGGAAAGGAAGUCGGCGAAAGCGGCAGCUACUUCCCCGUCCGUUGAAUCUGCCAACGAUAAGGUGAACACAAAUACACAGCCAACUGUGCCACCGCCUGCUACUGCCGGACCACAGCAGACGGACCAAACAACUUUGAACGCGAGCAGUGUUCCGAGUGGUGGCGCUGCAUCCACACCAGCGGAGCCGAAAUCAGAAGAGCCCGAACCAGCGGAGCCCAAUGCCGCGACAUCCUCAGCAAGGGAGGGAACUGCAGACCAGCCGGCAUCUGCCACAUCUUCCGAUGGACAUGAAGCCGUGACAUCUGUUACAUCUUCAAGCGCCGCCAUUACUAAUGUUGGUGCUUCCUCAUCUGAUGAUGCACAAACGGUGGGGACGGAAGGUGGAGAUAUGAUGCAGGCAGAUCAACCAACCCAAUUCUCUGUGGGCACCCCCGACGCAGCAAAUGCAGCAACACAUAACGCUGAAGGCAAGGGACAAGAAGGGCUCCAUCCACAGGUUAAGGAAGCAGAGGCGGCGACACUCAGCAGCAGCCUUUUAAAUUCGUCGCAGUGGGAUAACAGCGUUGCUGGCACUAUGCGUGAGAGCGGACUGCUGCCGCUGCUUCUUCUGCUGGGGCUGUGGGGGUUUGCGGCUGCGUGA
This is a messenger RNA of Trypanosoma cruzi, 909 nucleotides long. RefSeq names its product trans-sialidase, putative. The annotation marks the transcript as partial. Lineage: Eukaryota; Euglenozoa; Kinetoplastea; Trypanosomatida; Trypanosomatidae. The record is from RefSeq and is a predicted model, not a curated record. The transcript has a single exon. Gene Ontology annotation, molecular function: exo-alpha-sialidase activity.